Molecule: messenger RNA, 998 nt
Organism: Theileria equi strain WA
Lineage: Eukaryota; Apicomplexa; Aconoidasida; Piroplasmida; Theileriidae
Exons: 4
Coding region: 155-973 (272 amino acids)
Source: RefSeq, a predicted model, not a curated record
GUACGUUUAAUAUUUUGCAAAUAAUUCAAGGAAUACAAUAUAUUAUAUAAUUAUAUUGUAUUUCACGGACUUUUGACGAUAUGAUUGCAACAAUUAACGGUUUACUAGACAAUCUUUGAAAGGGCUUCCGUAUGAAAUUAUUAUGCAAUAAAAUAUGAUUCGUUUGUGUUUUAGAAGGCUAUCUGGAGGCGCUGCAAAACCGCAUUGGGGUGAGCCACCAAAGCACCGUUGGCAACCGUUUCUUCUCGAUCGUACUCAUUAUGGAGAACACCCUACAUAUAAUGGUUUUGUUUUAUUCCUACGUGCAAUAAGACCCAAAGUUGAGAGAGUAGUUGGCUCUACAUUCUCAACAAUCAGCUCUCUGUCACAAUCGGUUUAUAAUCCCAUCAGAAGAAUCGUAUUGAGACAUAAUCCUGAUAUACGUUACCAAAUGGUUGCGCUAGUUUCGUUUUUGGCAACGACCAGAACAAUAACGCAAUACUAUGGUGAUAUAUACCAAGGGAUUGUGGACUUGACCAAUUUACUGAUGCUUGGUACAGCUGAUGAUUUAAAUGAACAAGGAUUUUGGAAUUCCAAGACGGAAGAUAAAAAUGAAAGAUUAAAAUAUUUUGAAGAGGAGCAAAAUAGACUCAACGGAAUUUGGAAGACUGCCAUCGAAAAGGCUUCUUCUACGGGAUCAUUUGAUGAUUUAUGCUCCUUUGUUAUUCCAGAAUCGCACGAGGUUCCAACAGGUGUUUUACCUCAGGUUUCCUGGAGGUUCAACAUGAUUCCUUAUGGAAAGGAUAACGAUGAUACACUUACAUUCGAUACUCCAUCACACGAACAACCUCUACGUUCAAUGGCCCUUAACUUUACCUACAACAAUCUUUCUGGUGACUGGGGUGACUAUAUCAACAGACAAGAUAAUAAGAAUGCUCUUCUUAGACCAGCUAGGCAAAUGUUUACUGAUGUUUACAUCCCCGGAACAAAGUAAAAGUCUUCUAAUAUACUAGAUGUGU